Molecule: messenger RNA, 644 nt
Organism: Tupaia belangeri chinensis (Chinese tree shrew)
Lineage: Eukaryota; Metazoa; Chordata; Mammalia; Scandentia; Tupaiidae
Gene: CSTB
Product: cystatin B
Exons: 3
Coding region: 97-393 (98 amino acids)
Cellular component (GO): cytosol
Molecular function (GO): cysteine-type endopeptidase inhibitor activity
Source: RefSeq, a predicted model, not a curated record
UUUGAGGAGCUGCUGCCGGGUCCCCUCCUUAGCGUCCCGGUUUCCAGCGUCCCGCUUCUUCUGCUUAUUCCGGACAGCCUCCUCUGCUGCCCCAAGAUGCUGUGUGGAGGGACCUCUGACACCAAGCCGGCCACCGCCGAGACUCAGGACUUGGUGGACCAGGUGAAGCACGAACUUGAGGAGAAGGAAAAUAAGAAAUUCCCAGUUUUCAAGGCUACGUCGUUCAAGAGCCAGGUGGUUGCAGGGACCAACUAUUUCGUCAAGGUUCACGUUGGUGGGGAAGAGUUCAUACACGUGCGACUCUUUCAGAGUCUUCCUCAUGAGAACAAGCCCGUGGCCUUACAUGGCUACCAGACCGACAAAACCAAGCAUGAUGAGCUGACCUACUUCUAAGCCUCAAUACUGCCCACGCGGCAGUGCCCACGACGAUUCCUCGUUGGCUGCAAGUGCAGGUGUGGGAGUGAGAUGAGCAUCCCCUCCGAGCUGCCCUGCUCCGUAGGGACAGCACGAAGCAGCCGCCCUCCACUUCUGCUCCUGAGUCCCGUGUAUCAAUUUUUUUUUCUUUUCUAAUCGAUGAUCUUAACUCGGUGACUUUAAAGAGGGGUAUGUGUGAUCUUAAAAUACAUAUUUUUUAUCUCUACGAA